UAGACAUGGGAGGCAAUUACAUUUCAAGAGAAAAGAAAUUGUAAACAUUAAACAUUAUUUUGUCAAAAUGACAAUAUUUAGUAUUUAUAUUAUUAAUAAAGCAGGUAGCUUAAUUUACCAUUAUGAUUCUCCAACUGUAGGCAGACCAUCUGUUGAAAAAACAUUUAGUUAUCCCCUCGAAUUGGUUUUAAAAGUUUUUGAUGAAAAGGUGGUUGUAGCUUUCGGCGAAAGAGACGGCAUAAAAGUUGGCCAUGCUGUACUGGGAAUCAAUGGAAUACCUGCAGAAGGAAGAGUCCUGGCAGAUAAAAGAGACAUUCUAGAAGUUUUAGCCACAGAGAGUAACUAUCCCAUUAAUAUUAAAUUUGGUCGACCUCACUUAACUACAAAUGAAAGAAUCAUGUUAGCCAGUAUGCUUCACUCUCUGUUUGCUAUAGGAUCUCAGCUUUCCCCAGAACCACAUUCCUCGGGUAUACAGUCUCUUGAAACAGAUACAUUCAAACUACAUUGCCAUCAGACUAUGACAGGUGUGAAGUUUGUGAUCAUAACAGAUCCCAAACAAUCUCACGUGGAUGCAUUAUUGAAAAAACUGUAUGAAGUGUAUUCAGACUAUGCCCUCAAGAAUCCUUUUUAUUCAUUAGACAUGCCAAUCAGAGCUGAGCUGUUUGAUGUAAAUCUCCAGGCUGUGAUGGAACAAGCAGAUAAACCUGGACUUGGCAACAAUUAGCUUUAACUGAUUGAAACUAUUUUGAAAGUUAAAUUUUGUGUAUGUGAUUUAUUUUUUUUUAAGUUAUUUAUUACACAUGACUGGUAUAAACUAAACAGUUAAAAUAAAGAAUAAAAACGUUUUAUAUGUUUCAAGACAAAUCUUUCACAUCAACAUAGACUAGUGCAGGGGUGGGCAAAUGACGGUCCGCAGGCCACAUGCGGCCCGCUGACACCUACAGAAAUUAGGUGUGCCCACAGUAUAUACAUAUAAAAAUGCAAAUAUAAAAAUAAUAUCUAUAUAAAUUAUUAAAACUGUCUCAUAAUAAAAAGUUUUAAGUAAAUGAAGAUUAUGCUUAUAGGCUAUACACUCAAUUCAAGACACAAUCUCUGAGUGUUGGGUAGGCUUGGAACAAGAUGGCAAGUGUAACAACAGAUGGAGCUCAAUCUUUGACUGAAAAAAAUAAUUUUUUUUUUAAUAAAAAAAUAUCCCAACCAUAAACUCUUAACAGGAAAGUUUGCAAAAAGCUGCAUGAAAUUUCUGCAUGGCCCCAAUUUACAAUUAUCAAACCUAUUAGAAUUAGGGGUGUUAACCUAGGGUAGUUCCGAUUUAUCCGCUAGCCUAGCGUGGGCAAGGCAAAUGAGAAGAAUAUAAAAUCUCAUGGAAGAAAAUGUUAUGUUAUUUGAAGGACAUUGACUGUGACUGUUACCAAUAUUUCUAAUGAGUGGAAGACAGAUUUCAUGUUUUUUUUUUCAUAAUUGCUUUUGCAAUUGGUUGUUUACAUAUGCAAUGUAAAUGCAAGUUAAAAUCUUUUCAAACAAGGCUUUCCCAAUUCUAUAGGCAAGCAAAAGAAAAUAGUUUUUGUCAUUUUCAUUUGAUGAAAUGUGAAACUAUUUCUACUUAAAUGAUUAAAAGUACAACACUUAUUAAGAUUCCUUAUUUGUGCCAUUUAUAAAAGCAAAUUUUAAGAUGACAAGAACCAGUUUUCAAUACCAUCAGCUCACCAUUUAUUGCAGAAGCUGGAUUCAGCUUCCGAGGACAUAACUCCAAGCAAAGAGAAAUUCCAGUCAGUACUACCACAGUAGUCUUAUGGGUGUCAGAAGCUGCAUUUCCACACUUUAAAAAAAUGUACUGCUGUUCACACUAUUUGGGUACACAUUCAUCUGUUCUUCUUCUUCGUUCUCAUUUUACAUGUUGCAGGUUUCAGAUCAGUAAUCCUAUAUCUGAGAUGAACCGCACAGUGGUUUCCAGAUCAGGCAGUUCUCCUAAUAGUCUUUGGAGAGUCUUGUUUGGGUCUCUUGAUUUAGUAUGCACCAUUGAAGAACAUGGUCAGCAUUUUCUGGUGAUGCUCCACAAGGGCAAGUUUCGCUCUUCCCAAUAUUUCCGGAACAUAUAUUGUCUGAUUCAGUGAACAAGCAUUUUAUUUUUUGGGGAAACUAAAACAGUAUAAUUACUGGUCAAUGUGGACUGACUAAUUUGACAGUAGUCAUAGGGAUAACAACUAGUAAUCUAGUUUCACAGUUCCGGAACAUUAUGCACGAGUGUAAAAAGUAAAAUACUGCACAUAAAGUACACCUGUAUACUUGUGGGGAUAUUGUGAAAUAAAAAGACAUCAAUUUUUGAGAAAAAUUGUAAAAUUGUUUUCAAAAAUUGCUAACUCUUGUUGUAAUUGUUGAACGUGGAGUAUGAAAAAAAAAAAGAAAGAAACGUGAAUAUAAAUCAGUGUAAAUAUGAGUUAAAAGACAUUCUACACAGUUAGCAAGCGGCCCGCCAUUCCCAAACCUUUUUUAAUGCGGCCCUCGAUACAAAAAGGUUGCCCACCCCUGGACUAGUGCAAUGGUUUACCAACAAAAUACUUUUUUGUUGUUUUUAAAUGUCAGUAGUGUAAAGUAAGGUAAGCUUAAAAUUUAAAAAAAAUGUAUUCUGCUAUUUCUUCAAUAUUGAAAAAUGUUUUGUUUGUUAUUAAAGUGCAAUCUAUUUUUUUUUAUAUUGAGAACUUCAUAGUGGACUUCAACCCUUUUUUUUUUUUAUUGUCAACAAAUGCAAGAAAAGAAAAUAUAUUUCUCACAUUAAGACUACUGCACAUUUUAGUUAAAUUGAAUCCUUUUAUUUUUUGCUUGAAGAAGUUUAUGGUUAAUUAAAUUUUUUAAAAAUGCUUGUUGCAAUGGAAUUCUUUAAGUUUUCAAAUUGUUUUGUAAACAUUUUUAUUUGUUUUGAAAAAUGCUUUUAUAUGUAAAUAAGUACCGGUACUUUCUAAUUUUUCUUUUUGAAAAAUUGUUGUUUCAAUGAGAAGAUCUCCUGUUUAGUGACUGGUUGAGUUAAUAAGCACUCAGCUUCCGAUCAAAAAGUCCUUGUAGAAGAAACAUGUUUUUCAUUUGUGAACAUAAAAUCAUCUUCUAUUCUGGCUGUUUGGCAUACGAGUUCAAACCCUGCCACUGCUUUUCUGCAGGUUUCAAUUAGGUCAUAAUUAUUUUCAUUUCUGAAGGAACAUCCGUAAUUUGUAAGAGGGAUCAGAAGGUUUGGUCUUGAAAGAGAGCUUCAUUUACUACCUGUGUGUGUGUGUCACUCUCGUUUAAUACUUUUUAUCAUUAUGCUGGAAGCAGCUUCUUUAAGUCUGCUGAAAGCAUUUUGUUAAUAAAUCUAUGUGAAAAAAAAUGUAACACAUGCUACUAAGUAUCAACUAUUUUAUUUUCACUGUUUAUAAAAUGCAGUUGAUGUUAGUUGCUAUAGAUUUACAUUGCCUGCAUCUUCACAAAUAUUACUCUAGUGGACUAAUUUUUCACCUACCAACUUGUUAUUUAUAAUAAUAGUCUAAAAAUAGUUAAUAGUGUGAAUGCCAUUUUGACAUGAGUUUGUAUGUGAUGUGUAGUUCUGUACCAAGGGGAGUGCACUCAAGUUUGUGCCACAUCAUCUCCCUUUAUCUUGUUUAUUGAUUUUCAAUUUUCGUUAUGCAUCUUUCUUUUCAACUCUUGUAUUAUAUCACUAUUAGAAUGAUAGAAAAUGUAAUUUGGUUAUCUUACAUUUCUGAACUAACCUGUAUUCAUGAUAAAGUAGGGUAUACAUUUUUGCUUCUUGUUUACUUUACCAGAUAUAUUUUCUAUGACAUUAGUAUUAGGCUGUCUUUUUUUUUUACCCUAUAUCUAUUUCUGCACUUGGUCAGAGGAAUGUCAUCAGUUGACAUACAACCUCCAUAAUGACACUUGAUCCUUGAAAUUAACAUUUACAAGACAUGUUUGUUCAUUAUGGAAAAUUAGGCAAAUAUAUUUCCAAGUUUCAAGGUAAAUAUAUUUCAAUGUUUCAUCUCCUUAUUUAAACAUUUUGCACAAUUAAAAAUUGUUGCUUAGUGUCGUGUACACAAUAAAUAUUGAACUAUU
This is a messenger RNA of Biomphalaria glabrata, 4077 nucleotides long. Its product is annotated as trafficking protein particle complex subunit 4. The transcript is spliced from 5 exons. Gene Ontology annotation, cellular component: TRAPP complex. The record is from RefSeq and is a predicted model, not a curated record. NCBI's taxonomy places the organism in Eukaryota, Metazoa, Mollusca, Gastropoda, Planorbidae. Bases 68 to 724 code for a protein of 218 amino acids. Gene Ontology annotation, biological process: endoplasmic reticulum to Golgi vesicle-mediated transport.